GAGGAUGGCAGUCCGACCCACAGCUCUGAAUCUGAGGAUUUACGGGACACAUUUCUCAUGAAUGGGAGUCAGAUUCCAGCCUCCAGAGAAGCUGUUUGUUGUCAGCUUCAACACGGAAAAAACUUUUGGCUUUUAAAUAAGAGUCUGACUGAAACUCUUAAGCUGCAGGUUUUACUUCCAGACAAGUUUCCUUGCAGCAGACGGACUGUUGGAUCGCUCCCGGCAUGGAAAACGGCUCUGAGACUGGGCGACCCUGACAGGGAAUAGAGGGAAAAGGGCAACUAAGAGGGACCAUCUGUGGUGGGUUAACGCAAAGCGAUGACAGAAGAAGCUAAUAAAGAUACCAUGAGGACGCCAGCAACCUCAGAGAAGGCCAACGGUGAGCAGCCUGCAGUCACCAUGACGACAGUAAACAUCCCCCUGGUUAACGAAGUCCAGCUGAGUGCCGCCACCGGUGGGACGGAGCUCUCCUGCUAUCGCUGCACCGUCCCGUUUGGCGUGGUGGUGCUCAUUGCAGGAAUUGUGGUCACUUCGGUGGCGUACAGCUUCAACUCACACGGAUCCACCAUCUCUUACUUCGGUCUGGUGCUCCUCUCGGCCGGACUGGUGCUUUUAGCGUCCAGCGCCAUCUGCUGGAAGGUGAGAAUGGAGCGGAAGAAGGAGAGGCGGCGGGAGAGUCAAACCACCUUGGUGUCACAUCACAGGAGCAUUUUCACUUGAACAAAUGCAAAUCCUUUUUUUGUUGGUUUUUUUGAGUUUGCAAGCGAUUAACCUCAACCUUAAUGUGGUUAAUACCGUCCAGCAUGUGUUGGAUUUCCAACCUGUAAAAGCUCUGACCGCAAACUCCCAGAACUCAAAGCUUUGAAGACAUUAUAUGGGAUUUAUUUGUCAAAGAGACGUCAAACAUGUGGCCAGCUGGGAAUGCAGCCAAGAGGAAUGUAUCACAAUUAAGAUGAAAUACCGCUGUGCACAGCAGUGUGCAGGAAGUCUCUCAUUAAUCUGCUGCAUGCAGCAGCUUUGAUUGCAGUGGGAGGGAUUGUGAAAAAGAGAAGCGCAGGAUGGAGUAUGGGAACUGGAAUGUUCAGGAAAAUGAUUCACACCUCAUUUACUUGCACAUAUUUGUUCAUCAAGUCUCUUUGUUAAUCUCACAGGGAAUGGUUAUGAACUCCCUUAUGGGAGUAUGGUACACGGCAUCAGCAUGUCUGAUCAGAGGGCACAAGCUGUCAUCCACAGAGAUGGACUGUUUAACCUUAAAUAUGUAUUCUUUUGAAGCACUUUGAUCCUUCACAUUCACCAUAUUCUGUAUUAAACUGCAUCUAUUAGUCUGUAUUAUUGCUUUUUAUGUCGUCCUCACACUUCAUAAUGUAAAAAAUAUUGAAUGUAGCGUAUGUUUUCUUUUAAUGUUGCAUGUAUGAACUGACAGCAGGUCAUUCUGAGUUUUAAUAAAGUCAUUAUUACUCAAA
Molecule: messenger RNA, 1463 nt
Organism: Melanotaenia boesemani (Boeseman's rainbowfish)
Lineage: Eukaryota; Metazoa; Chordata; Actinopteri; Atheriniformes; Melanotaeniidae
Gene: tmem100a
Product: transmembrane protein 100a
Exons: 2
Coding region: 319-720 (133 amino acids)
Biological process (GO): cellular response to BMP stimulus
Source: RefSeq, a predicted model, not a curated record